Molecule: messenger RNA, 3632 nt
Organism: Sardina pilchardus (European sardine)
Lineage: Eukaryota; Metazoa; Chordata; Actinopteri; Clupeiformes; Clupeidae
Gene: rhogc
Product: ras homolog gene family, member Gc
Exons: 2
Coding region: 434-1009 (191 amino acids)
Biological process (GO): establishment or maintenance of cell polarity; regulation of cell shape; regulation of actin cytoskeleton organization
Cellular component (GO): cytoplasmic vesicle; cytoskeleton; cell projection
Molecular function (GO): GTPase activity; protein kinase binding; GTP binding
Source: RefSeq, a predicted model, not a curated record
CGUCAAUCAAAGCAAACUAGCGAGCAGUAUAAUUAUUCGGGAUCUAAUUUCCACAAACAUGAUUUAUUUUACACCACUGAUUAACGAUUGUCUCUUUGUACAAAGUUUAUUUGAGUGUCCGUGUUGAUAAAGUUGCUGUUUUCGCAAAGUUGCUUGGUCAGAUAGCUUGUUAGGUUAGCCCGAUACCUAACUUACGCCACCUCCCUAACCACUUAGCGAGCUGUGAUUUGCUUAUGUUUUCGGCUGGCCACUCAGUUUUCUUUGCUUUCAGAUAGAGAUACACUGACCACUUCAAGUGUAGUUUCUGUAUGUCAUGUGAUUGUUAAUUAAUUGCCUGGCCAUUUGUGAUUGGAAUUUGAUCUACCACCACAUCUACCUACACCAUACCAAGUUUAUGGUGCCCUAGGCAGCGUCGCACUUGGAUGACGGCAUUAUGCAGACCAUAAAGUGUGUGGUGGUGGGUGACGGCGCAGUGGGCAAAACAUGCCUUCUCAUCUCCUACACGACAAAUGCCUUCCCCGAGGAGUACAUCCCCACGGUGUUUGACAACUACAGCACACAAGCCAGCGUGGAUGGCCGCGCAGUCAGCCUGAACCUGUGGGACACUGCGGGCCAGGAGGAGUACGACCGCCUCCGCACGCUCUCCUACCCGCAGACGCACGUCUUCAUCAUCUGCUUCUCCAUCGGAAGCCCCUCGUCCCACGCCAACGUCCGGCACAAGUGGCACCCCGAGGUGUCCCACCACUGUCCCGGGGUGCCCGUGCUGCUGGUGGGCACCAAGCGCGACCUGCGUUCGGACCGCGAGGCGGUCGAGAAGCUGAAGGAGCAGGGCCUGGCCCCCACCACCCCGCAGCAGGGCUCCGCCCUGGCCAGGCACAUCGGCGCGGUCAAGUACCUGGAGUGCUCCGCCCUCCUCCAGGAAGGCGUGCGAGAGGUGUUUGCCGAGGCGGUCCGUGCCGUGCUCUACCCGGUGACCAAGAAGAACACCAAGAAGUGUGUGCUGUUAUGACUGGCGUGUGAGUGAGUGACCUGACGUCCGUGUCUGUAAGGAAUGGAGGAGUGUAUGUGAAGGAUGGAAGAAUGAUGAGGAGGAUGAUGAUGAUGAUUUACGAUAAUGAUGCCUUUGGUUGUGGAUGUGUGUGUCUGUCCAUUUCGACCAGAAAGACUGGAGGGUUUAAGGAGGACAUGUUGGAAUUAAAAGCCUCUCCGUGCACCAAACCAAACUCAUACCACUAGACAGUACCGGAAAAGGGGUCCACGUGUGCCUGGAACUCGCUGAACUUCUAAUGCCUUUUUCCCUUUGACCCACCCCUCUCUCUGAAGAUCGAUUAUGUUUUGAUUGAGACAGUGUCCUGUGGAAUUAUUAUUAUUUUGCCAUUGCCAAAGUGAAGUAAUUUGCAUUAUAGCCAUCUUCCAGACUUUUUAAGUCAAUUCACACUCCCUUGUCCGUGCAAAUACCUAGUAGUUGGCCAGUUGCUAUUUUGCAAAGGUCUAACCUGGCCACUAUUGAAUGAUGUUGCCACUUUUUUAUUUCUUUAAUUAUUUGAUCCCCAAAUACAUAGGGUAUGUAUGCUAGUGAGAAGAACUGACAGCAACGUGCCUUCAGAAUCAUGCCAAUUGCUACAUAGUCUUGUGUGACUUUGAACGCACCUCUAAGCUCGAAAUCAGGAAUGUAAAGCCUUAAUACUCUUUGGAGCUUCUGGGCAAGUUCUUCUCAUUCGUAAUUUUUUCUUAAGUAGCUGAAUACAUUUUCAAGCAGCUCUACGCUGAUGUUGCCAACAACCCCAAGGUGAAGCUUCUCAAAGUCAUGUGUCUUUUUGUUGUUUUGAGCUGUUUCCGACACUCUCGUGCCUGCCCACCUGUGCUCUGUUCAUGCGUAGCUGAGCAGCGUAUCAAAAACCGUUGUGUCGAUUAACACAGACAGUCAUUUAUCUCUCUAUGCUUUGGAAAGAAUGGGGAAACGCAUGCCAUCAUGGAACUGGCCUACAGUAGCUGCUUAUCACUAAACUCCUAAAGCCAGAAGUGAGCACUUAUGACUGGAGCCCUCUGCUGAAACAUCCACAUGAGCUCCGCUUAUGGCAUUUCCUGAGUAGGAUGCAUGUCUAACCACAUGUUCUCCUCACUGGAAAAAUAUUCAUUUCUGAAAGAAAAAGUUGCAAGUUUUAUGUUACUUGUUCAGAUUCCAGUGCAGAUAAUACUCUCUAUAUUUUUGAUUUAAUCGAUUCUGUGACCCGAUCUUGAUGUAUAAGGACACUCAUCGUAAUAGAUGUCUGUGUUAAUCGACACUACUCAUAUUCAGUAUGUAGCGAUAAAUGGAAUGCCCCAGUAUUUCCAGUCUAAUGCCAUAAAAGGUUAGUGCUUCCCCCAGUGAAUUUUUAUUCAGCUGCCAGAUUUGUGGUGCUCCACUGAGAACAUCCACAUGUUAAAUCAUCUCUGUCGGUGUUAAUUUAUUCCACUAAGAGCACAAGAGACCAAGCAUUAUCAGUGAUGUAAUGGUUAGAGAGAACGGUCUGGGUUGACAAGGUUGUUUUCUUCUCCUAGUAAACGAGUUAUCUCCGCAUCCACCACAAGCCCCUGGUUGAGGGAUGUCACUUGAAUACCAUUCUUCUGUUUAGCCUGGCGAUGGCCUUGUUUUUCCUGGUAGUGGUGCAGACACAUUUCUCUUCAUUCACAAUUGUGAGAAUCCAUGCUGGUUAGAAGAAGCUGCAAUGUGGGCUUACUUGAUUUGAAUAAGUGUGCCCUCUCUCCCCUAACUCCCAUCAAGUGCCGUUGGUGAUUCAGCCUCUCUGAUGUUCACUGAUUGCCUUUACGUAUAUAUAUACUGUAUGUAUACUUUUUUAGGAUGUUGGUUUAAGAAAGUCCUUGCCUUAUCAUGUGUUGACCCUCUUAUUGUCCAGCGGGCUAAAAAGCUUCUGCAUACCGUAGCUGCUCUGCCUGAGUGAGCAGUCUGAUUAGGAAAGCCUGGUGGAGAAAAACCAUGUAACAAAGGCACGAGUCAGGAAGGCAGGGAAAUGCAGGCGUUGGCCUUGGUGCCAGGCUACCCACAUAGAGGGUCUUUUGAGUGGGGUGAAUCUGUGCGUAUGACUCAGGUCUAACUGUCUGUUGUUGUAAUCCUUGCAAUGGUAGCUUUCAGUGACGGACCCUGAACGGUCAUCUCUCUGGACUGGACUUUGAGAAUUGCCCUGCAGCCAAACAAAAGUGACGAGAGACGGACAAUGACAAGAGGGGACAGAAACAUGCUGCUGGUUUUCAAUUACAUCAGCACUUACAGACUGAGUGAAGUAAUUCAUGUAUUAAAGAGUACUUAACCAGUGAUCCCCACAGAAUUUGUCCCCCAGCAAGAAGAAGGUGAAUCGGCUGUUACAUUUCACUUAAUGCCAACAAAAUGAAACCUGAAGGUUAGGACUCUUGAGGAUGUAAUGGAGUUUGCUCCAACAUUUAUAAGCCAAGUAUAAACAUACAAAAGUGCAAUUUUUACUUAGUAUGUUUUAUGUACAUGUGUAUGUGUAUGUGUUUUUUUUUUUUUUUUUUUUUUUUUUUUUGGAAUUCACGGACAAACCACACCUGGGCAAAAGGAAAAUGUUUUGUACAAGUUUGAUAGAGGAGAAUUAAAUGACACAAAAUUCCUGUUC